Miniopterus natalensis is the source of this 2428-nucleotide messenger RNA. RefSeq names its product engulfment and cell motility 3 (gene ELMO3). Lineage: Eukaryota; Metazoa; Chordata; Mammalia; Chiroptera; Miniopteridae. Gene Ontology annotation, biological process: cell motility; actin filament organization. The record is from RefSeq and is a predicted model, not a curated record.
GGCCCCUGGCGUCAGGUCGCGGACAGACGGACGCCCUCAUUGCCCUCAGGGGCCCAGGCCCCGUACGCCCUCGGUAGGAGGUUGCAAGGUUUGGAAGGCACAGGCAUCCAGCCCCAGCUGGGCCAUGGCGCCCCCACGGGAUGUGGUGAAGAUCGCCGUUCAGAAGCGUGACGCCAUCCCGCAGCUCAUCCAGCUGGACCAGGCAAAGCCCCUGGCUGCUGUGCUGAAGGAGGUGUGCGACGCGUGGAGCCUGGCUCACUCUGAGCGCUAUGCCCUGCAGUUUGCUGAUGGGCACAGGAGAUACAUCACUGAGAAUAACCGCUCAGAGAUCAAGAAUGGCAGCAUACUGUGCCUCAGCACUGCCCCAGAUCUUGAGGCUGAGCAGCUGUUGGGUGGGCUACAGAGUGGGAGUCAUGAAGGGCGCCGGGAAGCCCUGCAGCACCUAGUCCUGUUGGCCCCAGACAUGACCUUUGCCCAGGAGGUCAUCAGCCGUGAUGGGCUACAGAAGCUAGGCACCAUCAUUGAGGAAGGGGACGAUCUAGGAGAGGUGCUGGCCCUCGCAUUGCAGGUCUUCUUGGAGCUCAUGGAGCACGGCGUGGUGUCAUGGGAGACACUCAGUAUCCCCUUUGUUAGGAAGGUGGUGUGCUAUGUGAACAUGAACCUGAUGGACGCAUCUGUGCAGCCCCUGGCCCUCAGGCUGCUAGAGAGUGUGACCUUGAGCAGCCCUGCCCUGGGCCAGCUGGUCAAGAGUGAGGUGCCACUGGAUAGGCUGCUGGUGCACCUGCAGGUGAUGAACCAGCAGCUGCAAACCAAGGCCAUGGCAUUGCUCACAGCCUUGCUGCAGGGGGCCAGCCCUGUUGAACGUAAGCACAUGCUUGACUACCUAUGGCAGAGAAACCUUCGCCAGUUCAUCUAUAAGAACAUCAUCCAUAGCGCAGCACCACUGGGCGAUGAGAUGGCUCACCACUUGUAUGUACUGCAGUCCCUUACACUGGGAUUGCUGGAGCAGCGCAUGCGGACGCCACUGGACCCCUACAACCAGGAGCAGCGGGAGCAGCUGCAGGCCCUGCGCCAGGCUGCCUUUGAGCUGGAAGGGGAAUCUCUCAGUGCUGGGCUGAGUGCUGACCGUCGCCGUUCCCUUUGUGCCCGGGAGUUCCGCAAACUGGGCUUCACCAACAGCAACCCCGCACAGGACUUAGAGCGCGUGCCCCCUGGCCUGCUGGCCCUGGACAACAUGCUCUACUUCUCCAGACAUGCACCCAGUGCCUACAGCCGGUUUGUGUUGGAGAACAGCAGUCGUGAGGAUAAGCACGAGUGCCCCUUUGCCCGGAGCAGCAUCCAGCUGACCGUGCUGCUGUGUGAGCUGCUCCGUGUCGGGGAGCCCUGCUCCGAAACAGCCCAGGACUUUUCACCCAUGUUCUUCGGCCAAGACCAGAGCUUCCAUGAGCUCUUCUGUGUGAGCAUUCAGCUUCUAAGUAAGACCUGGAAGGAGAUGCGGGCCACACAGGAGGACUUUGACAAGGUCAUGCAAGUGGUCCGCGAGCAGCUGGCCCGCACACUGGCCCUGAAGCCCAGCUCCUUGGAGCUCUUCCGAAUCAAGGUGAAUGCGCUCACCUACGGGGAGGUCCUGCGACUACGGCAGACUGAGCGGCUGCAUCAGGAGGGCACUCUGGCUCCUCCCAUACUGGAACUUCGGGAGAAGCUGAAGCCAGAGCUCAUGGGCCUGAUCCGCCAGCAGCGUUUGCUCCGCCUCUGCGAGGGGACACUCUUCCGCAAGAUCAGCAGCCGGAGGCGCCAGGACAAGCUGUGGUUCUGCUGCCUGUCCCCCAACCACAAGGUACUGCAGUAUGGGGACGUGGAGGACAGUGCCAGUCCACCUGCCCCCGAGAGCCUCCCAGAGCAACUCCCAGUGGCUGACAUCAGGGCACUACUGACCGGCAAGGACUGCCCCCAUGUCCGGGAGAAGGGCUCAAUGAAGAACAAGGACCUCUAUGAGUUAGCUUUCUCAGUCAGCUACGACCAUGGGGAGGAGGAGGCGUACCUCAACUUCAUUGCCCCCUCCAAACGGGAGUUCCACCUAUGGACAGAUGGGCUGAGCACCCUGCUGGGCAGCCCCAUGGGCAGUGAGCAGACACGGCUGGACUUGGAGCAGCUGCUGACCAUGGAGACCAAGCUGCGUUUGUUGGAGCUGGAGAACGUGCCCAUCCCUGAGCAGCCACCCCCUAUCCCCCCGCCCCCCACCAACUUCAACUUCUGCUAUGACUGCAGCAUCACUGAACCUUGACAGGCUGGCCAAGAGCCACAGCUGUUGCCACUGUGGUGGCGAUGAAGCGUGAAGUAUGCAGAAGUGCAGGCACCCUGACCAUCAGAGGCUGCAGCAGAAAUAAAGUCUGCUUGGCUCUUGGGUAUGUGUCGAGCCAGCUGUAAA